UUGACGCACGCGGGCUGCUCAUUCAAAACACACGACUUUACAGUUUCGAAUCCGGAUGCUGCAGAAAAACAAGAUUAAAAACACGCAUAUCCGAGGUUUUGCGUGUUAUUUCAGACCUGCACUACGUGAAUGGACACAGUAAAGUAAUCCGUGUUUUCAAAACUGAUGGCCGAGUAUGGAAUCAGAACUGUUGAUUGGAUGGCAGCAGGAGAGGGCAGAGCUGAAGGCGGAGUUAUCGCGUCUGCAGGAUGAGUUGGCAGAGAGCAGAGCAGAGAGGGAGGAGCUUCAGUCUCGAGCUCAAGCUUUGACUGACAGGCUGUCUCAGACACUGGACCCUUCUCUGUCAUUAUCAGUGCGUCUGGACGAUGAGCAGAGAGAAUGGCGGAGAAAGCUCAGAGAGGGCAGAGAGAGAGAAGCCAGACAGGCUCUGCUCAUCCAUAAACUUCAGAACAAGGUGUUGGAGUACAGGGCUCGCUGUCAGGCUCUGGAGCAGCAGUCGUUCAGUGAGGAGCGAGAGCUGAGGAUCAGAGAGAGGAUGCUGCGGGAUGAACGCAGUGACACGCUGGAGAGCACCCUCAUCAGGCUGGAGGAGGAACAGCAGAGAAGUUUGGGGCUCUCGGAGGUCAGUGCUCUCCUGCGGAGUCAGCUCAGCCAAUCAACAGAGGCUAAUGAAGCCCUGAGGGACGACCUGCGAAAGCUAACAGCAGAUUGGUCUAAAGCGGUGGAGGAGGUGGUGCAGAAAGAAAUCGAUUGGCAAAAAGAGAAAGAGGUUUUGACAGGCCACAUAGGGAAGGAGCAGACCAGGCUGAUGACUCUGUGGGGACGUGUGGUCACGCUCAGACGCCAGUGUCACUCUCUGAAGACUGCUACUGACAAAGACCUGUGGGAGCUGAGAGCAGAGUUCUCUCGUCUCUCCUCAUCUCUCCUCUCUGUAUGUGGUUCUCCACGAUCGGCUCCCAUUCUGCCCCAUGACUCCCAUAUAUCUCACUCCACUACAGCGCAACCCCUCUCCUCCACCCAGGGGCCACUGUCUCUUGAUGAUCUGAAUCAUGAAGAGAGGAAGUCGACUGAAUUAAAAGCCGACCUGGAGUCAGAGACACUGGAACUCAGGAACAGGAUAACAGAGCUGAAUAUGACAAUAAAAACUCUUGAAUCUGAAAGGGAGAAGCAGGAGGCAGAGAUGGAGACGAGACACAGGCAGGAGAUGGGGAGAGAACAAGAGCAAGAGAGGAAGUGGCAGAGACAGAUAGAAAUGGAAAGAAACUUUGAGUCUGUCAGACAUGCUGUCAGGACACUGUCAAGGGUUCUCAGCUCUCAGCAGAUGAGUGGGCAGUUAGGCUCUCUGUCUGCAGAUGAUGUGUCCAGUGAAGGACUGUCUUCUGUCCUCUCUAUCAUCGCUCAAGCUGAGACUGCCCUGCAAUGGAGACAACAGGAAGUACAGGAUGCUCAGAUGAGCUUGCGUAGACUUGGGACAGAGAAAGAAUCACUGGAGCAGCGAAUCACGCAGUUGGAGAGUGAGAGGGCGGAGCUUCAGGAACAGACCAAUCAGGGAGCACUGCAGAUGAAACACACGCAGGAAUUACUGAACAGUGAGAAGGAGAUGGUGACUAGUUUGCGCAGUCAGAUGGAGGAGGCCGAGAGACUCACAGAGGAGCUGAGACAGGAGAAUGAACAUAUGAGACGACAGAGAGAGAAGGAGGAGGAGGAGAGAAUCCAGCUGGAGAGAGAGAGACAGAAACGCAUGGAGGCAGAAAUGCUAGAGGCUGCUCAGCUGUGUGAGAGAGAGACUCGCUCCCGUCUGGAGCUGCACAGCCUGCAGGGGGCACUAGAGAGAGAGAAGCUGGACAGAGCACGAGCUGAGCAAGAGACAGCCGACACUAAAGAUUCUUUACUGAAGGCACGGGAGUCAUUACUGGCCCUGUCCUCCAGUCAAACCCAGCUCAAGAGAGAGCUGGCAGAAGGUCGAGAUGCCCUGGAGAAAAUGGCUACUUUAAAUGAAGCUCUGGCCAAGGACAAGAGAGAACUCAGUGUUCGUGCUCUGCAGCUGGAGACGGAGGUGGCAGAAGCCCAGGCCCAGAUCCAGGCAUUUGGCGCAGAGAUGGCGGGUCUGUGCAGGGAAGUGAAGACCGCGUCUCUAGAGGCCAAUGAAUUAAGGGAACGGAGAGAGACGGAUCUGAAUACUCUGCAGCAGCUCAGAAACCGAGAGAGAGAGCUGGAGAAUGAGCUGGAGACAGAGAGGGAGGACAGGGAGAGAGAAGUGACUGCUUUCACAGAAGAGAAGAGGAAAAAUGAACAAAGGAUUGCAGAGUUAACCGAACAGUGCAGUACGAUGAUGAAAGAGCUGCAGAGUGUCCAGGCAGAACUACUCAAAGCAGCAGAGCAGCAGAGAAGAGCUGAACGAGAGAGAGACGACCUAAUGAGAGAGAGCCAGAGACUAGAGGACACAGUAUGUACACUGGAGAGAGAAAAGGAGGAACUCACACAAGUCAAAGAGGAACUCAGAGGCGUGGUGGUAUGUCUUCAGAAGCAGAUUGCUCAGGUUCAGGAACAGGCCUCAGGUCUGGAGGUGCAAUGCAGUCAGCUACAAACACAGGUGGACACGCUCACACAGACCAAAGAUGUCUUGCAAGGAGAGAUUCAAUGUCUACAGACAGACCUAGAGAGAGAGACAGCACAGAGAGAAAAGGAAAACCAAGAAGCAUUGGAGGAAAGAAGGAAGAGUGAAAGAGAGAUGGAAAACUGGCAGUUGGAAUGCAAGAGGAUUCAGCGGGAUGUUGAACAAGAAACGGAGAAAAACAAAGUACAAUUGGAAGAGAGCAAAACCGAGAGAGAAAGAUGGCAAAAAGAGAGAGAAGCUCUGAACGCAGAACUUGGCCAGAAAGAUGGAGAAGUGGAGAUACUGAGGAACAAGACUGAUGGUUUGUUAAAAGAAAAAGAAGAGCUAAUAGACCACUUAAAUAAAAGAAACACAGAACUUGAGAAGCUACAAAUGAAAUCAGCUGCAGAGCAGAAAACAGUCGAACAAAGACUGAGAGAAGCGUGUGAUGAGAUUGAGAGAUGGAAGGAGAGAGAAAACAAGGUUCAGAGAGAGAAAGAAGAGUUAAAUCAGAAGUAUAUUGAAAGAGUGGAAAAAGAAAGUCAGAACCUCAAGGUCACAGAGAGAGAGAAGGCUAAGAUGUCUGAUCUAAUGAAAAAGAAGGAGGAUGAAAUACGAAAGAGAGGAGAGGAUAUCGAAGAGUUAAAAUCAAAAGUCCAAUCGCAUGAGAGAACAAUUGAGAGCCUGGAAAUAGAGUUGCAAGAGAAAGAGACCUUGGAGAGUAGAGUGGAAACCCUGGAGAGAAACAACACUCAUCUGAAAGAGAGAGAAAUGGAGAAAAUAAGAGAAAAUGAAAACAGACAAAAGAAAAGAGAUGAGCAAGAGAGGGAGAAAGACAUGAGGUGGAGAAGACAGUUGGAACAGAAAGAUGAAGACUUGACAGAGCUCAAAAGCAGAGUUGAAGAACUAAUAAGAGAGAAAGAACAUAUCUCGUUACUUGUGGAAGAAAGAGAUAAAGAUGUUGAACAAUUGCAAACUGCAUUGUCGACAGAAAAGAAAACUCUUGAACUGAGACUGAAAGAGGCGAAAGACAAUGUAGAGUGGUGGAAGAGACGAGCUGGCAACAUGGAAAAAGUAAAGGAGAGCUUAAAUUGGGUUGCUGAAAGAGAGAAAACAGAACUGACAGAGCUUCUUAGACAAAGAGAGGAAGAGGUACAAAAGAGAGAAGAGGACAUUGGUGAUCUCAAAGGUAGAAUUCAGUCAUUAGACGUAAUCAUAGAGAAACUAGAGACUGAUGUUCAGCAGAAAGAUGAGCAACUUGAACUUCUAAAGGAGCAAAUCUCACAGAUGAAAGAGAGGGAAAUGGAGAAACAAAAAGAGGUGGACAGGAAGCAAGUAGAGGUAAAGGAACAGGAGAAACAACUGAAAUGUGAAUUAGAAGAUCUCAAUAACAACAUGGAGGGAGUCAUUCAAGAAAAAGAGGCAAUACUAGAAAGGUUGGAAGAGAGAGAUAGUGAACUAAAAGCAUUACAAGCACAACUUGCACAAGAACAGAAGACGUUUGAACAGAAGCUCAAAGCAGAGCACGAAGAGGUGAACAGGUGCAAAGCCAAGUUAGCCGAGGUGGAACGAGAUCGGAUAAGCUUGGAGGAAAGGGAGAAGGAGCAAAAGAAAAGACAGGAGAUGGAGAAAAGAGAUAGGGAGCAGAUACUGAGAGAAGAGCUCCUUCAGAAGGAGAUGGAGCUGAAGCAGUUGAGACUGAAGAUUGAUGAACUGAACCAGGAGAAAGAGGAAGACCGGAGGAUAAGAAUGGAGCAACAAGAAGACCUUGAACGACAAACUACCCUCCUACAAGACACUGAGGAGGAGGCACGGGCACUGAAGAAGAAUUUACAGCAAAAAGAAAAAGAGGAAAGAGAUAGGGAGCAGAUACUGAGAGAAGAGCUCCUUCAGAAGGAGAUGGAGCUGAAGCAGUUGAGACUGAAGAUUGAUGAACUGAACCAGGAGAAAGAGGAAGACCGGAGGAUAAGAAUGGAGCAACAAGAAGACCUUGAACGACAAACUACCCUCCUACAAGACACUGAGGAGGAGGCACGGGCACUGAAGAAGAAUUUACUGCAAAAAGAAAAAGAGGAAAGAGAUAGGGAGCAGAUACUGAGAGAAGAGCUCCUUCAGAAGGAGAUGGAGCUGAAGCAGUUGAGACUGAAGAUUUAUGAACUGAACCAGGAGAAAGAGGAAGACCGGAGGAUAAGAAUGGAGCAACAAGAAGACCUUGAACGACAAACUACCCUCCUACAAGACACUGAGGAGGAGGCACGGGCACUGAAGAAGAAUUUACUGCAAAAAGAAAAAGAGGAAAGAGAUAGGGAGCAGAUACUGAGAGAAGAGCUCCUUCAGAAGGAGAUGGAGCUGAAGCAGUUGAGACUGAAGAUUUAUGAACUGAACCAGGAGAAAGAGGAAGACCGGAGGAUAAGAAUGGAGCAACAGGAAUACCUUGAACGACAAACUACCCUCCUACAAGACACUGAGGAGGAGGCACGGGCACUGAAGAAGAGUUUACAGCAAAAAGAAAAAGAGGAAAGAGAGAGAGUCCACCGUGAGGAAGAAGCAAUGAAAAGGCUGAGAGAAAAGCUGCAUGAAGCCGAAAAGAGGAACGUUGAAGUCUCAAGAUGUCUACGAGAGACCGAAACGACACUGGAGAAGGAAAAAUCUCAGCACAGAGAGAAAGAGGAGAGACUUAUGGACUGUAACCAAGAGCUACUAUUGGUCAAACGUGAGCUAGAUCAUGAGAGGGAGACUGUUGAAGAACUGAAGAAACUUAUAAGCGAACAAGGCGAAGAGGUGAAGACACUGAAGGGAAAACUGGAUGAACGGUUGAAAGAGGUGGGAAGGUUGUCACAACUGCUGCAAAACAGCCGAGGGGAAGCACAGGUGCUUGAAUCCAGGGCAGAAAACAGUGAAGAGGAGAAACAAAGAUUAAAGAGGUCUUUAAGUCAGAUUGAAGAUGAGAAGAGGCAUCUGGAGACCCAACUGAGAGAUGAAAAAACGGAAGGGGAAAGACUGAGAGCCAGGCUUGAGGAUCUUCAGAAAGGUCAACAUAUCCUGAUGGAGGAGAAGGCGGGACGUGUGGAGAAGCUUGGGGCUCGCAUUAGAGAGCUGGAGGAGGAGAGAGACCAUCUCUCGGCAGAGCUUCGAAGGAAAGAGAGAGAGAUUGAGGCUCUUAGAGAUGAAACGUUUCGGGAGAGGCGAGAGAAGGACAGAAUAAGCUCUUUGCUGAAUGAUGCAAAUGAAAGGAAAGAAGCCUUGGUUGCUCAGAUGGAUGCUUUACAAGAACAGGUGGUUAAUCUGUCUAGAACCAAAGAACAAACAAGGUCAAAGAUCCAGGAACGAGACGAACAGAACCAGAAGAUGCAAGAGGGGCUGAUUGCAGGGCUUCAGGAGAUGGCUACUCUGAAAGAACUGCUGGAAGAGAGUCAUCGUGAGGGAGAGAGACUCAGGUCCAUGAUGCAGGAAAGGAAGGAUGAGUUGGUCCGGAGCAGAGAGGAAGGAGUUAGGGCGGCACAAAUUGAAGCCAAAGAUCUUCUACUAAAAGUCCAGAUGUUAGAGAAGCAAAAACUGGAACUUAAGUCCACCGUGCAACUCCAAGAGGAACAACUUAAGAAGAAAAAUGAGGAAGGGUUGCGAGAGAUGGAGCAAAUGCUGCAAAGAGAGGAGAAGUUAGAAGAAGAAUUGACAACCACGAAGAGCGUAGUGGAGCAGAGAGAGGCUGAGCUGACAAGAGCGAGGGCUAGAAUAGACAUCCUGGAAGAUCAGAGGACUGAACUCAGCUCUUUGGCGGCAGAGAGGACCAGAGACGCAGAAGAACUGAGCGACAGAUUCAGAGAGCUGAGACAGGAAGUGGACAGACUGAGAGAGGACAGAAUAAGAGAGAGUAAAGAUUGGGAGGAACUCCAAAAUGAAAAUAAAGAGAAACAAAAUGUGUUAGAGGGAUUGGAGUUCCUCAGAAAAACACUGAGGGAAAAGGAAAAGGAGAUAGAAUUGAUGAAAGAGAGAUAUGAAAAUGAGAAAAGAAAAAGCGAGAGAUUCCAGCAAGCGGAGGAGCAGAAAGUUAGACAACUAGAAUUAUUCUCAGAGAGACUGAAGGAUAAAGAAACUGAGUUGGAGAGUAUUCGAGAAAUGGCGUAUAAAGAACAAUCAGCAAGACUUAGAUUGCAGGAUCAAUUUGAAGAUGAGAAAAGAGAUACUAAGAUAUUGAGGGAAAAAAUGGAAACCUUAGAGAAAGAGAAACAAGAGAUGGAGACCAAAAUAGAAGAGGAUACACGUAAUCUUAGAGAAUCUGAAAAGAAAAACAAAGGACUAAAGAUGGAUAGUGGCCAUGGCACUCUAUCAGACUUCCUAGAGAUAAAUGCUGAAUAUCAGCCUCAUGACAAGUUGUUAGAGACAGAGACACUUAGAAGGGACCUUACAAGAAAGGAACAGGAAAUGGAGAGGUUGAGGACCAAGGCUCAGACCCUGCAAACUGAGCUAGACAGACUGCACUCCACAAUAAAAAACGAGAACAUAAAAACCGGGCCAACAGAUACUAAGGAAUGGGAAAGGCUAAAGGAACAAGUGUCCGCUGUCCUUUUAGAAAAGGAGGAGAAGGAGAGACUCCUUAGAGAGAAGGAUGUUGAAGUAUAUGCUCUGAAGGAGCGAGCCAAAGAGCUGACUAAAGACAGGGACCGGGUCAGGACGGCUCUGGAGAAGACUGAAGCCAUGCUGAUUCACUAUAAAGAGAGGCUGGGACAGCAGGAGCAUAAGAGAACCCGAGCAGAAGCUGAUAUGUCACAGGAGAAAGAGCUUGAACAGAAGGUCCAGUCCACAGAUGAGGUGGAUAGAGACUCUGCUGUACAGGAGCGUCUGUCGGCCAUGCAACGGGCCGUGGCACAGCUGGAGGUGGAUCAGAACCUUCUGCAGAAGAAAAACAAUCAUCUGGAGAAGAAAAUUGAGAGACUACGAACUGAGCGACAGCACCUGAGAGAGACGCUGACACAGGUUGAGCUGGAGAGGGGGAAACUGAGGCAUCAGCUGUCACAGUCAGAAGCUGGAGUUCUGGACCUGUCAGAUGGUACGGACAAUGAAGAACUAAAGCGUCUCAGAGUCCGAGCCAGUGAGCUAGAAGAACAGGUUCACCAUCUUCGUCUCAUGUUGGCUGUGGACCAUCAGCAGAGGGCAAAGUUCAUAGACCGCUCUCUGAAGAACAGCCAAAGUCUGAUGUCCCUGAGACAGGAUCUGAACGAGUCUCUAGCUGCGGUCUCUCAGCGGCCCGUCCCGUCAGUGCUGGAGUCAGAGACACAGAGGCUGGACAGGAGCAUCAGAGAGGAAGAGCUCCGAUUGUCUCUCAGCCAAAGCUGAAGAAAUAAAACACUCCUUUAUGUGUAAUGACUAUUAUAUAGUUCAUUUAACAUCAUAUUUUUGCACUUAACAUUCAGUAAUUCUGACCGUGAGCAUAAGAUUUAUUUUACACUCAGGGUUUUACUGCUACUUUAUAUAUAUAUAUAUUUAUGCAUUUUGUAUAUCUUUUUGUUUUAAACCAUUGUAAAAAUUCUAAUUAGCUACAAAAUAUAAGCUUAAAAAAGGCAACUAUUUUAGAUAGCGAAUUUCAGAUUUACAUGUCUCUUCUUGACAUGCAGAUAAUUUAAUAAGCUAAAAGCUUUGCCAUUGUGUUUACAAUACUUUCCAAAGCUAUUCUGUCAGUGUUAUUGUUUGUGCAAUAUAAGCAAUCGGUUUAAUUAAAUGUAAUACUUUUUUUUUUUUUUCAUUUAUUUUCAAAUAAACUUCAGAAUGAUUACGA
Molecule: messenger RNA, 8369 nt
Organism: Ctenopharyngodon idella (grass carp)
Lineage: Eukaryota; Metazoa; Chordata; Actinopteri; Cypriniformes; Xenocyprididae
Product: trichohyalin
Exons: 23
Coding region: 176-7930 (2584 amino acids)
Source: RefSeq, a predicted model, not a curated record